CAAACUGCAGAGCUGAGGUUGUACGUCUAUGAAAAAUCAUGCUUUUGUUCUUUGCAACAAUAGAUGGCAGCAUAGAGUAGCUUUAGUUUCUGCAAGACAGCGAUGACAACUGAAAAGCCCCUAAAGAAUGUGUCACGCUGCCGGUGGAGAUCAGUGGUCACUGUAAGGGACAAACGGAUCCAGAACAUGAGCACCGAAACUUUGACUCGCUCAGAUGUGUUUGGACAGUUCAGACGGGAGCUCUAUGGAGAGAAACGGUCCAGUUACUCCAACGCGCACAUAUUCAUCAUCCUGGGAGCAUCAGGAGAUCUUGCUAAAAAGAAGAUCUAUCCAACUUUAUGGUGGCUGUUCCGAGAUGGCCUUCUCCCUGAUGACACGUACAUUGUGGGGUUUGCCCGGUCCAACCUGACUGUGGAGAACAUUAAAGAAACAUGUCUGCCUUACAUGAAGGUUACAGAUGAAGAGAGAGAGAUGCUCUCAACCUUCAUCAGUAAAAUCUCCUAUCUGAGUGGCUGGUAUGAUGACAUCAGCUCCUUUAAACGACUCAACAAACACCUGUCAUCGUUGCCUGGGGGAGCAAAUGCCAACCGGCUCUUCUACCUGGCGCUGCCCCCCACUGUCUACCACCAAGUCAGCACAAACAUCAGAAACCACUGCAUGGACUGCAACAAAGGUUGGAACAGGCUAAUAUUUGAGAAGCCAUUUGGGCGCGACCUCCAGAGCUCACAGGAGCUGUCGGGUCACCUGUCCUCCCUGUUCAAAGAGGACCAGAUCUACCGCAUAGAUCACUACCUAGGGAAGGAGAUGGUUCAGAACCUCAUGGUGCUCAGAUUUGGGAAUCGGAUUUUUGGACCCAUCUGGAACAGAAACAGUGUGGCCUGUGUGGUCCUCGCCUUUAAGGAGCCCUUUGGCACUCAGGGCCGUGGAGGAUACUUUGAUGAUUUUGGUAUAAUUAGAGAUGUCAUGCAGAACCAUCUGCUGCAGAUGCUCUGUCUGGUUGCAAUGGAGAACCCUGCCUCCACCCAUCCAGAUGACGUGAGGAAUGAAAAGGUGAAGGUGUUGAAGUGUGUAGCUCCUGUUACGUUGUCAGACGUGGUGUUGGGUCAGUACGUUGGAGAUCCAGAGGGGGAGGGCCACUUCAAGCAGGGAUACCUCAAUGAUCCUACCGUACCUGAAGGCUCCUGCACACCAACCUUUGCCACCGCGGUGCUCUAUGUUCAGAAUGAAAGAUGGGAUGGAGUUCCCUUCAUUUUGCGCUGUGGUAAAGCUCUGAAUGAGCAGAAAGCGGAAGUGCGUCUGCAAUUCACGGAUGUGCCAGGAGACAUCUUUGACGGAAGCUGUCAGAGGAAUGAGCUGGUGGUGCGGGUGCAGCCAGAUGAAGCCAUUUACCUGAAAAUGAUGACCAAGAGGCCUGGAGGUCACUUCAGCCCAGAGGAGACUGAGCUGGAUCUCACCUACAGGAGCAGAUACAAGGACAUGAAGCUCCCAGAUGCUUACGAGAGACUCCUACUGGAUGUCUUCUGUGGAAAUCAGAUGCACUUUGUUCGCAGCGACGAGCUGCGGGAGGCCUGGAGGAUUUUCACCCCGCUGCUCCACCAAAUAGAAGCAGAAAAGAUAAACCCGGUUCCCUACACAUUUGGAAGUCGUGGCCCGAGUGAAGCUGAUGAUCUAAUGAAAAGGGUGGGAUUUCGCUAUGAGGGAACGUACAAGUGGGUGCAGCCCCACACAGCCUAAUGCUCAAUGUCACACACACACACACACACACACACACACACACACACACACACACACACACACACAGAUGGAAAUUUUUGUCUGAAAAAUUACAAUGAAUAAAGUUUACUGCAGUCA
Nothobranchius furzeri (turquoise killifish) is the source of this 1851-nucleotide messenger RNA. Its product is annotated as glucose-6-phosphate 1-dehydrogenase. Lineage: Eukaryota; Metazoa; Chordata; Actinopteri; Cyprinodontiformes; Nothobranchiidae. Gene Ontology annotation, cellular component: cytosol. Gene Ontology annotation, biological process: glucose metabolic process; pentose-phosphate shunt, oxidative branch. The record is from RefSeq and is a predicted model, not a curated record. Gene Ontology annotation, molecular function: glucose-6-phosphate dehydrogenase activity; NADP binding.